This is a messenger RNA of Zophobas morio, 1813 nucleotides long. Its product is annotated as fatty acyl-CoA reductase 1-like. The transcript is spliced from 9 exons. Gene Ontology annotation, cellular component: peroxisome. Gene Ontology annotation, molecular function: alcohol-forming very long-chain fatty acyl-CoA reductase (NADP+) activity. NCBI's taxonomy places the organism in Eukaryota, Metazoa, Arthropoda, Insecta, Coleoptera, Tenebrionidae. Gene Ontology annotation, biological process: long-chain fatty-acyl-CoA metabolic process. The coding region runs from base 139 to 1656 and encodes 505 amino acids. The record is from RefSeq and is a predicted model, not a curated record.
GAAAGUGGUCAUAGUGAAUUUAGGUGUUCAUCGAAGCUGAUGGAUAUUUAAACUUCACUGUGCGGACGGUGAGGGUAAUUACUUGUUUUGGUGUGUUUGAACAAAUUAAGAACGUGAAGUUCUACAUUGAAGAGUAAAAUGGCAGACACAACGAUAGAAGACUAUCCGAACAGAAUAGCCGAAAUAUUUGCACACAAAACUAUAUUAAUAACAGGAGUUACAGGCUUCGUGGGAAAAGUUUUUUUAGAAAAACUACUUCGAACAUGUCCCGAAAUUAAGAAAAUACUUGUCAUGGUUAGAACAAAAAAAGACAAGAACCCUAACGAGAGAAUGAAAGAUGUGUUUGCUGGACCUCUAUUCAGUUUACUAAACAAACAAAACGGACCAGAAAUAUUCCAAAAAGUUGAAGCUGUCUCUGCAAAUUUGGAAACUAGAGAUUUAAGUUUGUCGUCCGAAGACAGGGAAAAAAUAACUAAAGAAGUGGAUAUGAUCUACCAUUGUGCCGCUAGCAUCAGAUUUGAUGAGACUUUACAAAAGGCGGUGUUUCUUAACACUAGGGGUACAAAAUUAAUGUUGCAGUUGGCUAAAGCUUGCAAAAGAUUACUUGUUUUUGCUUAUUUAAGUACAGCUUACUGUCACUUGAAGGAAAGGAUUUUGUAUGAAAAGACCUACCCUCCUCCAGCCGAUCCAGAUAAAGUAAUUAAAGCUUGUGAGUGGUUGAACCAAGAAACGCUAGAAUGUAUUACAAAUAAAAUUUUAAAGGACAUACCUAAUACCUAUGCUUUCACUAAAGCCCUUGCUGAAGGGCUAGUGACGGAUGAAAUGGAUAAUCUACCUGUUAUAAUUCUAAGGCCUUCAGUUAUUGUUCCUGUUUGGAAGGAGCCUGUAGUUGGAUGGACUGAUAACAUAAAUGGUCCUACAGGUCUUCUUAUAGCGGCAGGGAAAGGAGUGCUACGUACUAUGUACUGCCAAAAAGAAACCUAUGCUGACUAUGUACCUGUCGAUAUAGUAGCGAAUUUUUUAUUUUGUUGUACUUUUUUUUAUCUACAGAAUCAGAAACGUAUUUUUAAUAUUACUAGUUCAUUCCAACACAAAGUGACGAAUCAACAAGUCAUAGAUAUAGGUAGAAGCGUUGUUUGUAAUGAUCUACCUUUUAAUGGAGUGUUAUGGUACCCUGGUGGCUCCAUGAAGAAGUGGCGGUGGCACCACAAUCUAGAGUUUCUCCUGUUUCAGUGGAUUCCAGCAGUGGUUUUGGAUGGGUUGUUGGUUUUACUGGGAUAUAAGUCAGUAUUAAUGAAAGUGCAAAAAAGAAUAUCUAAAGGUUACGAUGUGUUCGAGUACUAUGCCAAUAGGCAAUGGGAUUUUAACAAUGACGGAACUUUAAAAGCGAUAAAUACUCUGAAUCCUAGAGAAAAAUCUGUUUAUAAAGUGGAUGGAGAGGACAUCGACUACCACCAGUACUUUAGGAACUGUAUACAUGCAGCAAGAACAUAUAUUUUGAAGGAACCAGAUGACACUAUUCCUUCUGCAAAAAAACACAUGGAAAGAAUGCGGAUAGUCGAUAAAGUGUGUAAAAUAGCAUUCAUAUUUGGACUGUUUUAUGUCAUGUACAAAUAUGUAUUUAUGCCGAUUUUUUGCUUUUAUUUUAAUUGGUAAAGAUUAUAGUUUUUGUUUUAUAUUAACUCCAGUAAAUAUACAGUUUACAGGCCUUAAUAGGUAUGACUGUUAGUAGCAAUAAAAAUUCGCUCACCACUUUAUAAUAUGUUUACCAUCUACAACAGUACUAGUAACAGACAUAAGGAUUUGGACAUCU